Racocetra persica is the source of this 258-nucleotide messenger RNA. Lineage: Eukaryota; Fungi; Glomeromycota; Glomeromycetes; Diversisporales; Gigasporaceae. The record is from the annotation of a GenBank genome assembly.
AGCGAAGAUGAAGAAUACUACAAGUGGGCUCUAACUCGUAUUGUUCGCUUAUUCGAAGGGAUAUCAAAACCUGGCGUUAUUGUAACUGAUAGAGAAUUGUCACUUAUGAAUGCUCUUAGGAUAGUCUUUCCGAAUUCAACAACUUUAUUAUGCAUAUGGCAUAUUAAUAAAAAUGUUUUAAAAAAUUGUAAGUCACAAUUCCUAAGAGAAACUGAAGAUGUGUCGAGCAGUGAAUGGGACACUUUUCUUGCAAAAUAG